Parascedosporium putredinis is the source of this 1182-nucleotide messenger RNA. Lineage: Eukaryota; Fungi; Ascomycota; Sordariomycetes; Microascales; Microascaceae. The record is from the annotation of a GenBank genome assembly.
AUGUCGUUCGACGCUCCAGGCGCGGCAGUCUUGCCCCGCUAUCUGCCCGUGAGCGAGCUGGCGACGACGUCCCUCCAGCAAUCGGCCAUCGCCAUCAUCUUCACCUUCAAUGCCCUUGCCUUCGUCGUCUACCUGCUGCGCAUGUACAGCAGGAUCUCGACGAAGCAGGUGGGAGUGGAUGACUACCUAAUCACUGGUGCCAUGAUCUGCUCUAUUGGAUUGCUGGUCCCUACUUAUAUGUUCUUUCGAUACGAAUAUAUCGGGUUUCGUACAUCCGAUGUCCCAGACACCUACGAUGCUGAACCUGUGCUCAUGUGGAACUGGAUCAUGCAAGUCCUGUAUAAUCCCAUCCUAGCCCUCGUCAAAUCCUCCAUCCUCUUCUUCCUACUCCGGCUAGGCGGUCAUCGCCAGAGCAUCCGAUGGUGCAUCAUCGUCCUCAACACCUUCAACUUGGCCAUGAUGGUCGCCGUCUUCCUGGGCGUCAUCUUCCAGACCAUGCCUGUCCGCGCCUACUGGGACCACAGCAUCACUCCCAAGUACACCAUCGACGGGGUCGCCUUCUACAUCAGCACCGCCAUCAUCACCAUCAUCACCGACUUCCUCGUCCUGUUCCUACCCUUCCUCAUCUUCCUCGGGUUGAAGAUGCGCCUGGCCGCCAAGAUUGGUCUCAUGAUGGUCUUUUUGACUGGUGGAGUUGUCACCGCCGUCGGCAUCGUCCGCGUGCACGAGCUCCGCAAGAAGUUCAACAACAUCGAUCCCGGCUACGACUCCCGCCACGGCGUAGGCGACACCCUCAGCACCGUCGAGCGCUGGCUCCCUGGUCUCUUCACCAACGACUCCAGCCGCGAUCGCAACUACGGCUACACGGGCACCGGCCCCGGUGCCACCCGCAACGACUACGGCAUGGGCACUUCCCGCACGAGAAGGACCCAAACCAGGCGGGGAAGCCUCACGGAAAUCAACCUCGACAACCUGAAGCGAUCCGCUCAUACCGAGAUUCGCGGACACUCGCCCGAUGGCAGCGAGGAGGAGAUCAUGACGUACAACGGCAUCAUCCGAACCACCAACAUCCGUGUGUCUUACAACGACGCUUCGGAUCCGGAGGGCAAUGGGCAGGGACGAUUUGCCGAAGGAUCAGGCGCGAUGGAUUCGGAUGUGAAACCACCCAAAAACCCUGUAUGA